CCCCCCACACCAGGGCACCGUGACUCGGGCUCCCUCCCUCUCUCCCACCCGGCUGGAGGGGCAGCCCGGCCGGGUAAAGACAGCGACGGACCGACUGCCGGCGGAAGUUACUGGCGGAAGGCACAAGAACGGAGGACAAGGGAGUAUCUCCCUGAGACGCUGUGAUGUCAUCGCUGUCUAAUUACGGGCGGCGCAUGAUACGCCUCAGUGCACAAAUAUUUCAGGAGGUUGCACGGCCUACUGAUGAACGGUCGAUGAAGGUGGUGAAGCUGUUCAGCGAGCAGCCGCUGGCACUGCAGAAAGAUGUCUACGACUGGUACCCACAACAUAACCUCUACUACGCUCUGAUGCAAAGGCUGCGAUUCCUCGGCUUGUACAGGGAUGAGCACGAGGAUUUCAAAGAUGAAAUGAAGCGGCUCAGGAAGUUGCGAGGCAAAGGGAAGCCGAAGAAAGGAGAAGGGAAGCGAGCCAUGAAGAAGAAAUAGUGGCCACCACGCCUGGUCAUGCCACAAGCUCCCCCCCUUUCAUCAGCCACAUUUGCCCAUAUCCCUCGCUGCACAUUCCAGUUUUGUCUUAAAAUAUGACACGGUUCAUUUUGGAGGCACAAGGAACUGCAGAUGCUGGAACCCUGAGCAAAAAAUCAACUGCUGGAAGAACCCAUCAGGUCAGACAGCAUCAGCGAAGUGAAUGAACAGAUGACGUUUCAGGUUGGAAACCUUCUUCGGAUUCAGUCUGAAGGUCGUCUGUCCAUUCCCUCCACACAUGACCUGAUGAGUUCCUCCAGCAGUUUGCUUUUUGAUAACAUUUAAUUUUGACACAUUCCUUCCUCUAUUUCCCUCUCUCAUCUGCUGUAGGGAGUGUUGUUCAUCUCGGUCUCAAAGUUGCAAAGUUAGGAUGAAAGGAAAAAAUCCAAGACAAAUUACCAGUGUCUCUUCUGGUCUAGUUGGAUGGGAAUAUUAAAUUACAAAGAGAGGAAGGUGUCGGGUUCAAUUCCUGAUCUGUCCUUCUAAAACAACAUCGGUCUGUGUGCUACCAUUAAGGGCUGCUGGAGUGGGAGCUUAAAUCUUCCAGAGAUUCGAUUGCUAAUCUAUGAACCAGAUGCGGUUAAUAUUGGGAUGAUAUCCAGCUGUGGCGGAAUAGGUCAACAGUAUUCACAGCUCGUAUUCCCUCCGGGGAAAAGCACUGGAAGGUUAAUGGCACCCCCGGAACUAGACUCUCUUCCCCCUCUCCCCAGUUUAAAACUAAGGCUUUGUGAUUAGGAUUAAAGAAAAGGUCUCAGCCACUACCACAGCAGUAGCUGGCCAGUGCUAAUUGGGGAUGAAAUGUGAGAAAGAAUGUUAGGUGAGGGAGCACUCGUUAACAACACCACAGCGACAACAACCCUCACAUUAAUACCCUAGGGCCUGUUUGUUGUGUGGAGUGGCAGUGGGGAAGCAGAAUGAAUAUCACUUAUCCCCUUUUACCAUCCCCCGCAUCCUUUCCCAUUUUCUGUUCCUUCAAUGAGACACUAGUUUGUUUUUUGAGUGAACGCCAUAUAUAUCUGUUCACUAUGUUUACAAGAGUGUGAAAGUGACAGCUUUAAUAUGCUCGGAGAGCACCGUGGGCUCUGCUUUAGUCUUUUGAACUGAUACAACAGCAGGCAGCAAGACAACUAUAGAAAGCGUAACUAUCUGGAAUAGUUCAACGUGCCACACAUCAGCCUGAGAUUCAUGGCAGUUUAUAACUGGCUUAUAACCAAAUGUGAGUGUAACAGAUUAGUGGACUCUUGCCUAAGACACCUACUGUCACUGGAAAGUGAUGAAAGUGCAGCAAAUGACUCUUCUGUAGCAAUAAAUGCUGAAAUAUG
Messenger RNA from Amblyraja radiata (thorny skate), 1846 nucleotides. It is a transcript of the gene mrps33, whose product is annotated as mitochondrial ribosomal protein S33. The transcript is spliced from 3 exons. The record is from RefSeq and is a predicted model, not a curated record. Gene Ontology annotation, cellular component: mitochondrion. Lineage: Eukaryota; Metazoa; Chordata; Chondrichthyes; Rajiformes; Rajidae. The coding region runs from base 165 to 485 and encodes 106 amino acids.